Messenger RNA from Drepanopeziza brunnea f. sp. 'multigermtubi' MB_m1, 3816 nucleotides. RefSeq lists its product as uncharacterized. The record is from RefSeq and is a predicted model, not a curated record. Gene Ontology annotation, molecular function: nucleotidyltransferase activity. Lineage: Eukaryota; Fungi; Ascomycota; Leotiomycetes; Helotiales; Drepanopezizaceae. Gene Ontology annotation, biological process: RNA 3'-end processing.
AUGGAUGCCCAGCCGUCUUCCGCGAACCCACAGUAUCAAUAUCUACAAGCUACACAGUGGUCGAGACUCGUUCGGCGCAACUCCCUCGCUGCUGUCGGUCCUAGCCCCGAGCAUCCCUCAAGUCGUGCCGUCACAUCUCAGCCCCCCUCGCGCCUCGAUUUGAUCCCUAUCCUGCUUCCGCAGCAGCCAUCCUACCACCUGGUCCAGCUCGCGGUCUACAACCGGCUCAUAUCCGCUGGGACGGCCGCACAGCUCCAGUCCUCGCCACUCCCGCCCCUACUCUCACCACAACACAUUCAGGCUGUGCCUGGGCAGCGGUCCAGCUCAAGCGGCACCACGGCACGAAUCAACAAUUCUGCGGCUCGGGGUGGUCAUGGGAAUAAGGAGCAACGGAAAUCCAGCAUCGGAGAGCGUGCGCUCAUAACGGAGAAGGAAGUAGCAGCCAAGAUGCCGGGCAGGAAGGCCGAGUUGAGCCAACUCCCUAUACGAUCUCACCCACCAAACCACCGUCCAUCUCUGUCCCAGCUGUCGAAUUCCGUGCCCUCGACCCCUCACCAACGUGCCAGAGACUUCUCGGGGGAGUCUCGCGAAACCUCCCCCACCGCGGCGAGUAACCACUCGCCGCGCUCUGCAUACUCGGAGUCGAAUAUCCCCUUGCCACCGAAACCCCACCCCAAACGGGUACCGUGCAAGUAUGAGACCGCCAUGGCGGGCACAAGACGGCGGAUGCCCUACAACCUGGGGGACGAGCUGCUGGAGAAGGUCGAUGAUUCGAAACUCAAGGCAAAGCUGACAGCGGACGACGAGAAAACGUUGACCGCGGAGAUGGAGAAGAUGUACAACACCCUGCUUCCGACACCGAAGAGCGAUCGGAAUCGAGAAGCCAUGUUGAAGAAGUUGGAGGACCUCUUCAAUCGAGAAUGGCCCGGGCACGAUAUCCGUGCGCAUGUAUUUGGAUCCUCUGGUAACUUGCUGUGUACAGAUGAGUCUGACGUCGAUAUAUGUAUCACCACGGAAUGGGAUGCGAUGCCGAAUGUCUGCAUGGUCGCGGACUUGCUAGCGAAGAAUGGGAUGGAGAAGGUCUUGUGCAUCGGGGGCGCCAAGAUUCCGAUUGUGAAGAUAUGGGACCCAGAGCUGAAGCUGGCGUGCGACAUGAACGUCAACAACCCUCUGGCGUUGGAGAACACGCGGAUGAUCAAGACAUACGUCCAGAUUGAUCCUCGAGUGCGGCCUCUCGCGAUGAUCAUCAAGCACUGGACGAAGGAGAGGAUAGUAAACGAUGCAGCUUUUGGCUGCACUCUCAGUUCGUACACAUGGAUAUGCAUGAUCAUAUACUUCCUGCAGAACCGGAAUCCCCCGAUUCUCCCAGCUCUACAUCAGCGGCCGCAAGACAAACUUCCUCGCCCGAAUGGCGACGAGAGCGCAUUCGCAGAUGACCUACAUGCACUAGCAGGAUUUGGGAAGGAUAAUCAAGAUAGCCUGGGGGAUUUACUCUUCCAGUUCUUCCGCUACUACAGCCACGAAUUUGACUACGAAAAUACAGUCAUCUCGGUACGGAGUGGGACGCAUGUGUCGAAGGAAGAGAAAGGGUGGCAUUGUUCGAUAAACAACCGAUUAUGCGUUGAGGAGCCCUUCAACGUCGGACGAAAUCUAGGGAACACGGCUGAUGACAUCUCAUUUCGAGGCCUGCAUAUGGAACUGAGAAGAGCUUUCGAUUUAAUAUCGGAGGGCAACUUGCUCCAGUGCUGUGAGAAAUACGUAUUUCCCAAGGUGGAGGAGAAGGUCUUUACGAGGGCAACAACAAAGAAGUCGUCCGCUGUGAUUAUGCGGAGUAUUUCGACCUCGUCGGGCCGAGGCGGAGGCCGAAAUGGGGGAGGUCAUCGAGGGAAUCGCAAUAACAGCCAGUCGGGCAGGAACGGGAAUAGCAACAGGCGAUCGUCCGCCGGAGCGUUCGACCAAAAUCACAACCCGGCCUAUGUACCUGGUAUGCCACCCAACAACUUCUCUUCUCAGGAGGCCUGGCUCCAACGUCAAGCGCAAGCGCAGCUGCACAACGACUUGUACGCCACUUACUCGGUGCUCCAAGCGCAAGAAAACAAUCUGAGGCUCCAGCUAUAUGCGCAAGGUCUGCAGAAUCAAGCCUACGCGCAAUCUCAGGCCCAGGCCCAGGCCCAGGCCCAGGGACAAGCGAACGGGAGCACGGGCAAAUCGCCCUCCUCCACACAGCGGAACCGAACCAGCUCCUUCGAACAAGCUCCCCUGACAGCGCCCUUACGCCCUGAUAUGUACUUCUACCCUCUGCAGUACCCACCGAACCAAAUGUACUACCAGUCGCCCACCACGAAUCCUUCUUCGCCUUCCUUGAGCGCGGCCACUCCCGAUCUGAGACGAAGCAUGCAACGUUCUACGGCGACGGAUGGUUCUGGCCAUGGACAACCCAACAGUGCUUUACGGUCACAGUCCCAGCCCGCUACACGCUCGGGCUCGUCGCCACUCGCUCUAUCCGGAGGUGGGCUUGGCCCUGCCGGGCUUGGCAUCCACCAAUCCGCACGGCCCGUCAAUGGAAAUGCCGUCCCAAGCUUCAUCUCAGACGAAAACCCCGAGGCCGCAAUGGAUUCGAGCUUUAGGACGCUGCCACCACCUCUGGACGGAUCGCCGCCGAAGGAGUACGUUGGGUACUACGUUAAUGAUCCCGCUCAGCUCUGGCGAAGACAACACCACGCGAUGCCUCGGCCAAUUCCUACAUUUGGUGAUCUUGGCCAGGCACGGGCGCCCCCACGAAGAUUAUCCACCGAGCAGCUACCACAGUCUAUAUUAGAUCGGCUGAAGAGGCCCUCACGGUCUCCGUCGCCCUUGGGUCACGAGCGGUCCUACUCCAUGGGUGCCCCUUUCAGUCUAACCAAUUCUCACAAUGGCGUAUCCAACACGAACCUGCGGGCCUUGAACAGUCAGACACCCGCGGUCGUAAACGGAUCCAACCCACUACCCUUGUCGAUUCCAAACUGGAGGGCUUCCAUCAGCGAAGGAUGCUUGUCUGAAGGUCGUGUUGGCGAUCUGGUCGUCGGUCCUAUGGACUCGCUCUCCCAAGCCUCCAGGACCGAGAGUGACACUUCGGGAGAGCACGACAUGCCCGGGAAUAUGACACCUCGUGACGUUCGUCAAGACGGUCGAACCGAACCUCCAAUAGUUGUGAAUGGAUCAUCGCCGCUGAAGAAAGACGCUGGGCUUGCCGACCCUGUUUCGACCGCCUCGAACGGACAUGUGCCGCUUCUAAUCAAUAUCCCCAACGGGUUCUUGCCGGUCGAUCUUAGCGGCUCACUCCGGUUAUCGCCAAAUGGUCGGAACCGAUCGACCCGCCAGAACGGUGGUGUUUCUCCUCUUGACCUAGCACAGAUUCAGGACCACACCAGAGAUGACCUGAACCACCUGUCUCCUGUGUAUGAGACCGGGUCUCCAUCGCCGACAGCGAGCCGGAAGUUCGAGCCCGUGGAGAGGAAGAUCACUGGCACCACCAAUGGCGCUACCUGGAAGGGUGCCGAGCUUUACGCGAAAUUCGAGAAUGCUGGCCCAAAAUCCGGACAAGCAAAUGGACAAGCAAAUGGACAAUCAAACGGGCAGAUAAACGGGCUCCAUUCCGAGCAAGCCGCCUUCUCCAAAGUCAAUGGUCACACUAGAGCAUCGAAGAGUGAAGGUACAGCUGGUAACUGGCAAAAAAUUACAAAAUCUAAAAAGAAGGCCGAGGGGAAGACUACUGGAGAAGGACAUCCUCAGAGCGAGAAGUUCCCGGCUCAUGUGAACGAGCGCAAAGGAGGUUAG